Messenger RNA from Colletotrichum chrysophilum, 633 nucleotides. RefSeq lists its product as uncharacterized. The transcript is spliced from 3 exons. The record is from RefSeq and is a predicted model, not a curated record. Lineage: Eukaryota; Fungi; Ascomycota; Sordariomycetes; Glomerellales; Glomerellaceae. Bases 1 to 633 code for a protein of 210 amino acids.
AUGACAGUCACAGAAUUCAUCCUCCUCUCCUUCAAACACCCCUCCUCCUCCCCGUCUGCAGCCUGGGCCGACGUCACAUCCUCCCUCAAAUCCGUCCCCGGCGUGACCUCCCUCUUCACCGGCCCCCAGCUCGAGGACCCCUCACGGCACCUCCUCGUGAUCAACUGGGCCUCCCCGGAAGCCUUCUCCGCCUUCGCCUCCUCGGAGUCCUACACGCCCUGGUUCGCCUCCCUCAAAGCCAUCGCUGCAACGGACCCCGCGCCAGUCUUCUACAAAGCCCCUCUAGUCCCGGACGAGCAGGAGAAGGCCCUGCGCGCGCCCUGCACCGAGGUCUUCGUCGCCUACGGCGUCGAGCCCGACUUCAUUGGCAAGACGGCCGAGUUCGCGGGAGGACUGUCGGCGGCUCCGAUCGCGGGGUUCCACGGACACGCGUACGGCGAGGUGUCGACGCCGCUUGCGUUCGGGGCUGAGGGCGAGAAGGGGCCUGCGGUGACGUUGUUACUUGGGUGGGAUAGCAAAGAGGCGCAUCUUGAAGCCAAGGGCAAGGCUGGACCAAUCUCUGACAACAUCCAUCUAUUGAGGUCGGGACGUAAGGAUAUCGCCAUGUUCCACGUGAAUCUCAAGCAAAUCUGA